UGUGUCAAAUGAAUUCAUUGAAUGAUCAUAUUUGUCUAUAAAAGCGAUGGCCGUUUGCAACCUCUUAACACAAAAAAAUUUUUGUUGAACUAAUUAUUAUGGGGCUAUUCUUACAUUACUCUCUGCUAAAAUGCUUACUCUUUGUAAUUCUCCCUCAUUUUCUCACUCAAUGUGUUUCUUCCAUGCAGCGACCUUGUCUGGAUUCUGAACGCUCUGCUUUGUUGCAGUUGAAGGAAAGCUUCAUUCUCAACUGGUCUGCAUCUUCUUAUCCUUUGGCUUAUCCGAAGGUUGGUUCAUGGAAACUUGAAGGACAAGUUGCUGGGGAUUGCUGCUCUUGGAAUGGCGUUGAGUGUGAUGACAACACUGGUCACAUUAUUGGACUUGAUCUAAGCAGCAGCUUUCUUUAUGGUUCUAUCGACUCCAACAGCAGCCUUUUCCACCUCCAUCACCUUAGAAGGCUCAAUCUUGCGGGCAAUGAUUUCAAUGACUCUAAAAUUCCUUCUGCAAUUGGGAACCUUUCAAGGCUAUCACAUUUGGACCUCUCUUCUUCUGGAUUUUCAGGUCAAAUUCCAUCAGAAGUUCUAGAGCUCCCGAAGUUGGUGAUGCUUGAUCUCUCCCGGAAUAAUGGAUUAGAUCUCCAAAAUCCAAGCCUGAAAAGUUUAGCCGAGGAAUUAGUAAACCUCAAGUAUCUUAAUCUUGAUGAGGUAAACGCAUUUUCUACGAUUCCUCAAAGCUUGGCAAAUUUAUCUUAUUUGACAUAUCUCUCCCUCGAGAAUUGUGAAUUACGUGGUGAAUUUCCUAUUGAAGUUUUCCAACUACCCAAUCUUCGGUAUUUAAGGGUAUCCUAUAAUCCAUAUCUCACGGGAAGUUUACCAGAAUUUCACAAAAAUAUUUCUAUUGAAUCAUUGAAACUUGCCAAUACAAGUCUCUCUGGUGAGCUACCAAAAUCAAUUGGGAAUCUUAAGUCAUUAUCACAUUUGAGUGUUGGUCUCUGCCAUUUUUCCGGACGAAUUCCCUCAUCCUUGGCUAACCUUACCCAGCUCAAUUUUCUCUCACUUGCUUACAAUGGGUUUAGCCCUGGCACUUUGUCCUGGCUUGGUAAGCUAACCAAACUAACUGUGUUGGAUGUAGCAUCUACAAACUCAUAUGAUGAUAUCCUACCUUCUCUAAAAAACCUUACCCAGCUUACUGCUUUGGAUCUUUGCGAUAAUAAGUUUUCCAGCCAAAUCCCAUCAUGGUUAGGGAAUCUUACACAACUGAUCAUUUUGAAUCUUGGUGCAAACAAAUUUUGGGGUCCGAUUCCACAAUCAAUCUUUACCCUAAUGAAUCUCGAAGAUCUUGCUUUAUGUCAUAAUCAACUAAGCGGUGCCAUCAAAUUAGAAUCCCUUCUAAAUAUUAAAAAUCUCAAAAGGCUCCAACUGUCCGGUAAUAAUUUUUCAUUGCUUACCACCACUACAGUUACGAAUGUUAGUGUUCCAAAGUUCACAUUGUUAACAUUGGGUUCAAGCAACUUAUUUGAGUUCCCAGAUUUUCUUUCUGGUCAGGAUGAACUGGAGUGUCUGGAUCUUUCUGGGAACAAAAUCUAUGGGCUUAUCCCCAAAUGGAUAUGGGGCUUUUGUGCCCAAACUCUUCAAUUUUUAGACUUAAGUGAAAACUUUCUUACAGGUUUCCACCAACCUUCUGUUGUUCCUCCAUGGACCACUCUAAGAAUUUUGGACCUUGGUUCUAACAAGCUACGAGGAUCCCUUCCAAUGCCAUCAGCUUCCAUUUACCAUUACGAUGUCUCAGACAAUUUAUUGACGGAAGAAAUUCCAUCAAUGAUCUGCAAUCUGACUUAUAUAACUACAUUUGACUUGUCAAAUAACAAAUUAAGCGGCACGCUUCCACCAUGUUUGGGCAACCUAAGCAGCUCACUUUCAAUGUUGAAUCUACGAAACAACAGCUUUCAUGGCCCUAUUCCUCAACCAUGCAAAAAGGGAAGCAAAUUGAGAAUGAUUGACAUUAGCCAGAAUAAAUUGGAAGGACAGAUUCCCAGAUCACUGGUUAACUGUAACAUGCUAGAAGUUCUUAAUUUGGGAAAUAAUCAAAUAGUGGAUACGUUUCCCUCUUGGUUGGGCAGGCUUCCAGAGUUAAGGAUUCUCAUACUACGACAUAAUGGAUUUCAUGGUGCAAUUGGAAAACCAAAAACCAAAGAGUUUCCCAAGUUGCGAAUCUUUGAUCUUUCCUUCAAUAAAUUUAUUGGUCGUUUGCCAUCUCGUCAUUUCCAACUAUGGAAGGCCAUGAAAGUUGUUGAUGUUAGCAAGUUAAGGUACUUGGAGGCAAACACCAGUUUUGAAACAACAGUCAACCAAUGGUAUGGUACCAUUUAUUACUCAAUGACAAUGACAAAUAAAGGCACGCAGACAAAAUACGAGAAGAUUCAAGAAUUCUUGGUAGCCAUUGAUCUCUCAAGCAAUCGAUUUGAAGGUUGCAUUCCAGAAGACAUUCAGAUUCUAAAAGCAAUUCAAUUCCUCAACCUCUCCAACAACUCACUUUCAGGUCCAAUUCCAUCAUCAUUGGCGAAUCUAACGGGACUUCAAUCUUUGGACCUUUCUCAGAACAAGCUCUCAGGAGAGAUCCCUCGAGAGCUCGUGGAACUCACUUUCCUUGAAGUUUUUAAUGUCUCCAACAAUCAGCUGAUAGGACCCAUACCACAAGGAAAACAAUUUGCUACGUUCGAAAACGACUCAUUUGAGGGCAACCCAGGAUUAUGCGGGAAUCCUUUGUCAAAGAAAUGCUAUUCAUCACCACCACCACCUUCAUUGUCAAAGAAAGAUAGAGGCGGCGGGUCUUGGCUUGAAUUUGGUUGGAAGGUUGUCCUGUUGGGGUAUGGAAGCGGGCUAGUGAACGGACUGGUUCUUGGGUACUCCUUCAACCCAAUGAAACACAAGUGGUUUGUCAAGUACUUUGGGAGGAAGCAGCAGAAUCGGAGGAGGGGCAGGAAUUAACUUAAUGCUUAAUUUUCAGGCAGUACGCAUAGAUUUCUUUGUUAUGUUAUACAUUGAUUGGUCUUUUUCUUUCUUUUUUUUUUUUUUUUUCUCUCUUGCCUUUCCCUUGGCUAUGAGCUAUGAUCAGUGGUCAUGUGCAAGUAUUAAUGAAAUAACAAUGUAAACCAAUGUGGUUUAAUCUUUCUUUUCCGGUAUUAAUAAAUUAAGACUACUUUGAGCAAAAAAGAAUUGAGAUUAUGUGCACAAUGUCGUGGUAGUAUUAGUAAGUGAGGUGAAUCAAGUCCUCAAUCCUCACCAAAGUAAAAGGACAAAG
Messenger RNA from Durio zibethinus, 3300 nucleotides. The record is from RefSeq and is a predicted model, not a curated record. NCBI's taxonomy places the organism in Eukaryota, Viridiplantae, Streptophyta, Magnoliopsida, Malvales, Malvaceae.